CUGCUCUUCACAUGAAUGCACUCACCUCCUAGAGAACAGCCUGCCAUCAUGCUCUGGAAACUGGUUGAAAAUGUCAAGUAUGAAGAUAUCUAUGAGAUGUUAGUCCACACCUAUUCCGCCAUGGACCGGCAUGAUGGAGUGCCCAGCCACAGUUCCAGGCUGUCCCAGCUGGGAUCCGUCUCCCAGGGACCCUACUCCAGCGCUCCUCCGCUGUCUCACACCCCGUCCUCGGAUUUCCAGCCGCCUUAUUUCCCACCCCCCUACCAGCCUCUUCCUUACCACCAAAGCCAGGACCCUUACUCCCAUGUCAAUGACCCCUACUCCCUAAACCCCUUGCAUCAACCCCAGCAGCACCCCUGGGGACAGAGGCAGAGGCAAGAGGUGGGAUCAGAAACCGGGUCACUGCUGCCACAGCCUCGGGCCGCCCUGCCCCAGCUCUCGGGACUGGACCCCAGGCGGGACUACCACUCAGUACGGAGGCCAGAUGUCCUUCUGCACUCAGCUCACCAUGGCCUUGACUCCGGCAUGGGGGACAGCCUUUCUCUGCAUGGCAUCGGACACCCAGGGAUGGAGGAGGUCCAGUCAGUUGAAGAUGCCAAUAACAGCGGUAUGAACUUAUUGGACCAGUCUGUCAUUAAAAAAGUUCCGGUUCCUCCAAAAUCUGUUACUUCUUUGAUGAUGAAUAAAGAUGGCUUCCUGGGUGGAAUUUCAGUCAAUACCGGAGAGGUGUUUUGCUCUGUACCUGGCCGCUUGUCUUUGCUUAGUUCAACUUCAAAAUAUAAAGUAACAGUGGGAGAAGUUCAAAGACGCCUUUCUCCUCCCGAGUGUCUGAACGCAUCCCUCCUAGGAGGAGUUCUUAGAAGAGCGAAAUCGAAAAACGGGGGGAGAUCUUUGCGAGAAAGGCUAGAAAAAAUCGGUUUGAAUUUACCAGCCGGCAGGCGUAAGGCUGCAAAUGUCACUUUACUCACCUCCCUGGUGGAAGGUGAGGCCGUUCAUUUAGCCCGGGAUUUUGGGUACAUCUGCGAAACGGAGUUCCCAGCCAAAGCUGUUUCUGAAUACCUGAACAGACAGCACACGGACCCCAGCGACCUCCACUCCAGGAAAAACAUGCUGCUUGCUACAAAGCAACUUUGUAAAGAAUUUACAGAUCUUUUGGCCCAAGACAGGACACCCAUUGGAAACAGCCGGCCCACCCCUAUUUUGGAACCAGGCAUUCAGAGCUGCUUGACUCACUUCAGCCUCAUCACUCACGGCUUUGGGGCCCCUGCUAUCUGCGCUGCCCUCACAGCCCUUCAAAACUACCUGACUGAAGCUCUCAAAGGCAUGGACAAGAUGUUCUUGAACAACAACACUGCUAACAGGCACACAUCUGGCGAAGGACCAGGUAGUAAAACUGGAGACAAGGAAGAGAAACACAGAAAAUGAGAGGAAAAAAAAAAAAAGAAAGGAAAAGAAAAGAAUAAAAAGUUACAUAAAAGGAGAAAAAAGAUAAUCUUUUAAAACAAAACCGUCUUAAUUUUAGCUUUAAAAAUAUUGGAUUGGGCUUUGGAAGAAUUCUAUUAGGUAGGAAAAAUAAUAAUAAUAAAAAUAAUAAUAAUAACAAAAGAAAGACAAUAAUUUAAGAUCAGAGGAGCACAAUGGCGCAAGACCAGUGGUUCAGAGUCUCUUGCCAGGAACAUGUGAAGACAACCACCAGGAUUUUUUUCCCACUUCUGUUCUUUCACAUUUUUUAAAUAAUGAUUUGGGGAGGGGGGAAUAUAAUAAUAAUUAAUAAUAAUAAUAAAAGAAAGAAAUGAAUAACUUAUUGGAAGAAAUCGGAGAAACAUUUUUGGUGUCAGUGCUUUGAUUUCUUGAGCUGCAUGGUCUGUCUUACUAUUAUUUUCAUUUAUUCUUUUUUUUUUUUAUUCUUUUUUUUUUUUUUUUGAAUGACAUCCUGUCUCCACCCCAGAUAAAAUGAUCUUCCAGAGCGUUCCUUUCUGAGCAACCCCAUCACCUUGUUUCCCAUCUCAUCUCACCCCUUGGCUCUGUCUAGACUAGGAAAGGAGGACAGGCAAGUGCCCAGGCUACCCCAGACUCUGCAUAAAGACAUGAGCCUUCAUUCACGGCAGUGUCUUCACUUAAUGACGUAAUAUGGGAUGCUUCAAGUCAUGGUAGUUCAAUCAAAUUAGCUAAUUCUAUUUUUUAAGAACCUUUUUUUUUUUUUUUUUUUUUUUUCCUGGUCUAGACAGACUCUCUGUUUAGAUUACCAACGUUUACAGGUGUGUGUGUGUGUGUGUGUGUGCAUGUGUGUGCAUAUGCGUAUGCACACACAUAACCUGAUAGGGGCGUGUGUGUAUACUGUGUAUGUUAAUGUAUAUAUAUAUGUAUAUAUCUGGAUGUAUACAUAUAUAUAUAUUUUAUAUGUGUGUAUCGCCACACAUAUCCAUGCAUGCAAACAUACCUUUGUAAUUUAGUACUUGCCUUCGAUGGUAAAAUGCCUUGUCUAUAAUGGGUUGCAAAAUUUGAAAGUAAGGUCUGGUACAAUGUCAGUGCUGUCUGAUAUCUUAAUUUUCUGAGAUCUCCUCUUUUUCUCUAGAGAGUUUUAUAUUCCUAACUAUGACAAUGUUUCAGUCCUUAAUUUCCUUGAGUAGUGUGUGUGAGAGAUAUCUUUCCCCAUUUUUAAAGAACUGUUAAGAACAACAACAAAAAAAUGAGUGAUAUGAGUAUGUAAUUCUUUCUCAGGAGUAUGCACUAUUUUAUUUUCUUCUGUUUCCUAAAGCUUUGCCCGCUUGGCUUAUGAGCUUCUUCAAAGAGGACUAGAGAUCCCUACACAAUAUAUCAGGUACAGAAAAAAAAAAUCCACAAUUCUGAUAUUCUGAUACUUUUUUUUCUUUUUUUCAAAUCAAAGCCAGUUGUUUCAGAAUUCUGUAGGUUCACUUCUUUAAAGAAGCUCAAAGGGAAUAAUUUGAAGGAGAUAAAAACUAUAAGUUGAAAUUGAGGUGUAAUAUUGCAAAGAAAAUAAGAGCUGUGUUGAAUGUUACCGCACUUGCUUGGCACCAGGGGUUUGUACCCAGGGAGAAAAGGGCUGCCAUGUGAGCCAGCUCCUCGUGACGGGAGUGGGGAGGGUUUGC
This is a messenger RNA of Oxyura jamaicensis (ruddy duck), 3110 nucleotides long. RefSeq names its product transcription factor AP-2 beta (gene TFAP2B). The transcript is spliced from 8 exons. Gene Ontology annotation, molecular function: RNA polymerase II transcription regulatory region sequence-specific DNA binding; DNA-binding transcription factor activity, RNA polymerase II-specific. Gene Ontology annotation, biological process: regulation of transcription by RNA polymerase II; anatomical structure development; regulation of cell population proliferation. Gene Ontology annotation, cellular component: nucleus. NCBI's taxonomy places the organism in Eukaryota, Metazoa, Chordata, Aves, Anseriformes, Anatidae. Bases 16 to 1425 code for a protein of 469 amino acids. The record is from RefSeq and is a predicted model, not a curated record.